AGUGCAGGCAUUAGGAGACCACAUAAUCGCGUCAAUUUUUCAGCGUAGUGGGAUUUUUCUUUUUCUCUCCAAAAGCCAGCCUGGUUGUGUGAGAGAGCUGUUAUAAAAUGUGGUGGGCAUUGGUGUAAUUGGAAUUGGUGGGGGGUGGGCUCUCUGUGCUUUUUUGCUCAUAUCUCGGUGGUUCUGCCCUUUACCCAGGAAAAGUAUUUAGCUGCGUGCGUGUUACAAUGUCCGAGGAUGGAACUGCGGCAAUUGCUGAUGAGAUACCCGAGCAACAGAAUGCAGUAAGCCGGGUGACCAGCCUUCCUCUGGUUAGUUCAGCAUGCAGUGUUGUCGGUGCCGUGUACAGCUCCACCAAAGAAAGUCAUCCUUACAUCCGUGGUGUAUGUGAUGUGGCUGAGAAAGGUGCAAAGACUCUAACGGAUGCUGCAAUGAGUGGAGCUCAACCGCUGAUAACUAGGUUGGAGCCACAAAUUGCCAGUGCAAAUGAAUUGGUCUGCAGGGGCCUAGACAAACUAGAAUCCACACUCCCCAUUCUUCAGCAACCUACAGAGAAGGUUGUGUCUGAUACAAAGGACCUGGUGACUGGUGCAUGUGAUGCAGUGACAAAUACAGUAACUGGAGCUCGAGAUACCGUAACUGGAGCCAUGUCUGGUGUAAUGGGUCUUGCUUAUGGGGCUGUGCAAGGCAGUGUUGAUAUGACUUGGGCAGCAGUAUCCUCUGUAAUGGGAACACGUGCAGGACAGUUGGCUACAAGCAGCGUGGACACUGUUUUAGGAAAGUCUGAAGAAUUAGUGGACCAUUACCUCCCAAUGACUGAUGAGGAGCUGGCUCAACUUGCAUCAUCUGUGGAGGGGUUUGAAGUAGCACCAUUGCAGGAGCAGAGAAAGCAGCAGAGUUACUUUGUUCGCUUAGGAUCACUGUCCACACGGUUGCGCCACCGUGCAUAUCAACACUCCUUGGGCAAGGUGAGAAGUGCCCGGAACAACACUCAGGAACUUCUCACUCAGCUGCACCACACCAUUGACCUGAUGGAUUCAGUAACACGUAGUGUACAUGGUGGUCAGGAGAAACUGCACCAGUUAUGGCUGGAUUGGAACAGUAAACAGCCAAAUUCCAGGUUGACUGAUGAAGAGGAAAGGUCACAGUAUGAGCUUUUGGAAUGCCGAACUUUCACCAUGGUGCAAAGCCUCACAGCACAACUCCAAACCACUUGCUUAAGUUUGGUGUCUGGAGCACAAGGUCUUCCAUCUCACAUCGGGGAGAGGAUGCAGCAUCUACGCCAAAAUGCCCAAGCUCUCCACUCAUCUUUUGCUAAUAUUUUCUCCUUUGGGGACCUCACGGCAGGGUCCCUAACACAAAGCCGAGAACAUGUUACAAAGGUCCAGGACCACGUAGAUGAGCUAUUCUCUUAUGUAGUUACCAACACUCCCUUAACUUGGCUUGUUGGACCUUUUGCACCUCGGUUAGUUGAGAGCCCUGAAGAGCAGCCAAUGAAAGGGUGAGACAGGAGGGGAGGUAGAGGUCCUAGCAUAUAUUUGGAGGUUCAGGGGACUUCUUAAAUAUGGCACUUUAACGACUUAAAGGAUAUUGAUAGGAGGGAAAAUUGAGAACAUGCAACUUCUGUGCAUUAGAGGUAUAUUUCUUGGCUUCAUCACUUCAUUGUGUUUUCACAACCUGUAACCAAUAACGAAGUUCAAACUUUCUCAUAUAAUCAUUGCUAUUACAAUUCUAUCUCUAAUGAAACUUGUAUUAAAAAAAGACUAGGUCUUGUGCAAACAAUUUUAGGUUUUGUGUACUUUGUUCUUGAGCUGCCUUCAGUCUGGUUUAUAAAUAUUUUUAUAUAUAUAUGAUUAACAACCAUAAAAACUGAUACUGCACUUGCA
Messenger RNA from Xenopus laevis (African clawed frog), 1886 nucleotides. It is a transcript of the gene plin3.S, whose product is annotated as perilipin 3 S homeolog. Gene Ontology annotation, biological process: positive regulation of triglyceride storage; lipid storage. Gene Ontology annotation, cellular component: cytosol; lipid droplet. The coding region runs from base 228 to 1505 and encodes 425 amino acids. Lineage: Eukaryota; Metazoa; Chordata; Amphibia; Anura; Pipidae. The transcript is spliced from 7 exons. The record is from RefSeq and is marked provisional.